AUGCCAGUUAACUCUUUAUCAGAAACGACAAAAGGUGUUGCGAGAACUAAAUUGUCACUCUCUCUUAGAAGAAAUAAUGCAACAAAUCCGAUCAACGCAAAUCAGAAACCAGGAGAUUUAAAGGACAGCUCCUGCAAGGGAUCAAAUGACAAUAAAGAGAACAAGCCAGUGAAGAGACCUUUAACAGGCACAUAUCUUAAUACAUUGAAUGCUGCUAAAAAGCUUAAGCCUUUGACAGAAACUUCGAAACCGAAAGAAACUGUUAGUGAGCCACAGCUAGUUGUACUUGAACCAUCAAUAAGUAACAUUGAAAUGUUGAAUGGCCAUCAUCCUUCGGACAACCAGUAUGGAGGGAGUACACAGUGGAAAGCCCCCAUUGCCACACUGUCUAAUCUCGGAAAUACUUGUUUCCUCAAUAGUGUUCUGUAUACCCUACGAUAUGCUCCACAAUUUGUCCACAAUCUCCACCAUCUAGUUUCUGAUCUCACUAGAGUGGAACAGAAGUUAGGCAGCAUUAGGUUAAAAAGCUCAUCGUUGGGUCGAAGCGCUGCUGGCCUUGCAUCUUCUGGCACUAGAUCGUGGAGCAGUAAAGAUUUGUUAUCUCUGGGACAAUCAGACAACAGUGCGGGGAAAAGUAAAAUACAGAUAGCCACAGAAAAGCUUCAUGAAACAUACCUUAGCCUACGGGCAGCGGAAAGCAAGUGUAUAAACAGUGGCGCUGCUGAUUCAAGCCCUGAACCAUAUGCUGCUGAUGCAUUUCUUGCAGCAUUGAGAGAAGUCAACUCUACAUUUGAAGGUAAUUUCUAUAAUAUUAAUGGCCUCGGUCGUCAACCCAGCCUCGACGGUGAUGGCAGUAAGACGUUAGGACAUCUACGCAAAUCAUGGAAAAAACGCAAAGAAACAAAAACCACUGAUAAAAGAAGCUCACCCUCAGAAGAACGACCGCCCUCACCAGACCCUGAGAAGGACGAACGCUCGAGACCUGGCUGGGACUUUGUGGCUGAUGAUUUUGAAGGUACAAUGGUUGUUAGAACAAUGUGUCUGGAAUGUGAGGCGGUGACAGAAAAAGCUCAGGCUGUGUGUGAGCUGUGUGUGCCAGUCGGUGAUGAUGACACCAAUGAAGAACCAUUUAAAGCUGCAUGUCUCUCUAGUGAAUAUUUGAGAGACCAGAAUAAGUAUUGGUGCGAGCGCUGCCUGCGCUACAACGAAGCUAGACGCAGUGUCGCGUAUUCGCGACUGCCACGGCUGUUAGUGUUGCAGCUCAAGCGCUUCAGCGGCGGCAUGGAAAAAAUCACAAGACACGCGCCCACGCCACUGCUCAUGCCAUGCUUCUGUGAGCCGUGUGCCAAACGGCCACCCGAUCAUCCACCCACACACAGAUACAUCCUAUGGGCGGUGAUAAUGCACCUAGGACAGGCGUUGACCGGUGGCCACUAUGUAGCGUACGCGAGAGAUCGUUCCAACGGUGACGGCGAAGUAGCCAGCAAAUGUGAGAGAACCGGCGGUGGUGACGCAGCAUCUAACAACAGCGGGUCGAGCUUCAUGCGAACACUAUUCAAUCGGCCGAGAGCACAACCUUCUGGCUGCGCUGCCAAUGAUUGCUGUGUACCGCGCCCUCGGCUAGACACCUGCUGGCUGGCCUGCGACGACGACCUUGUGAAACCCAUAUCAAACGAAGAGUUCGAGGAUCUACUAUCAGCUGAGCCAAAAAUGCGCUCCGCAGCAACACCAUACUUACUCUUCUAUGUCAAGAGCGAAGUCGGUUAA
This is a messenger RNA of Danaus chrysippus (African queen), 1767 nucleotides long. The record is from the annotation of a GenBank genome assembly. Lineage: Eukaryota; Metazoa; Arthropoda; Insecta; Lepidoptera; Nymphalidae.